AUGUAUUUCCGCCUUCUUAUUGACGUCGUCAUUUUGACGCUAGUAACGGCUCCAGCCAUUGCUAGAGCUUCGCCAACUCAAAUCCACAACCACCAGCAUCUUCACGCCGUGAGGCGAUCUGCCGCUGAAGUUUUCAAGACUGUGGACGUUCCAGGACCCACUGUUGUUGCCUUUGUCUUCAAAGGCAAGAUUGUGGGCCAGGACGAAGUCUGCCAAGGUAUCGAUGCUGGUACUUUGGAAUGGGAAGAUCCAACCAACGUCCCUUCAGAGUGCUUAUCAUUCAGCCAUGGAGCCAUCGCGAAGCCAACAGCAACUACUGCGGCCACUGGGGUUGCCUCGUCUCUACCGUCAGUAGCCGUCCAAGAGAAGAACGAUGUCAAGGCAAGCCCAGUCCAGUCCUCGCAAGCGCCGGAACCUUCGACCGAGCCAGCCUCGAGUAUGCCUGCGCACUUGUCGACAACCAACCCUGUACCCCCGACUUCAACCGCCUCAUCCGACUCUGCGCCAAUCGUCACUUCUACGACUGCCACACCGUCUUCGAUAGAGACCUCUUCCUCCCAGUCUGGCAGCGUUCCUGAAGGUCAAGGUCUUGAGCUGGAAUUCCCAGACGGUACCAUUGACUGCUCCACCUUUCCCUCCGAGUAUGGACCGAUCGAAGUCGAAUGGGCUAAUCUUGGUGGCUGGGCUGGCAUCCAGUAUGUCACAAUCCAGGGCGGCUCGGUAACCAACAUUGUCACUGCUGUUCCCGGAGGCAAGGGAUGUAUUCCAGGCGCCAUGUGUUCGUACGCGUGCCCCCCUGGUUACCAAAAGUCGCAGUGGCCUUCGGCACAAGGAUCCACUGGCCAGUCUGUCGGAGGUAUCCAAUGUAAUUCGGCUGGCAAACUCUCUUUGACCAAUCCCAGCCUAUCAAAGACUCUUUGUAUGAAAGGAACCGGAGCUACAACUGUCCAGAACAAGCUCGCCAGCAACGCCGCCAUAUGCCGCACCGACUACCCCGGUACUGAAAACGAGAUUGUCCCAUUGAAUACUCAGCCUGAGAGCACUAGUCCUCUGACUUGCCCGGAUGCCAAUAACUACUUUCAGUGGGACGGUCUACCGACGAGCGCACAAUACUAUAUAAACAACCAAGGUAUCGCUGUUGAGGAUGCCUGCAUCUGGGCCACUGACGGUUCUGAUAUGGGCAAUUGGGCCCCUUCUUACCUCGGUGUCGGUCAGGACGUUUAUGGCAAAACCUGGCUUUCAAUCUCGUCAACUGCGCAGAACAAUCCAAGUUCGUACUCACCCCUAAACUAUACCGUCACCAUUCAGGGCGAUACCAGCGGCAACUGCAGAGUAUCCAGUGGCAAGUAUUGCUCUGGGGACAGUUACCACGAUUGCAAUGAUCAGGGCUGCACUGUCGAGCUUAUGAGCGGUCAGGGGACCUACGUCUUGUCGGAUUAA
Molecule: messenger RNA, 1440 nt
Organism: Letharia columbiana
Lineage: Eukaryota; Fungi; Ascomycota; Lecanoromycetes; Lecanorales; Parmeliaceae
Exons: 3
Coding region: 1-1440 (479 amino acids)
Biological process (GO): fungal-type cell wall organization
Cellular component (GO): fungal-type cell wall; cell surface
Source: RefSeq, a predicted model, not a curated record